This is a messenger RNA of Spirometra erinaceieuropaei, 324 nucleotides long. Lineage: Eukaryota; Metazoa; Platyhelminthes; Cestoda; Diphyllobothriidea; Diphyllobothriidae. The record is from the annotation of a GenBank genome assembly.
AUGACGGCACGCGUCCCCGACAAUAAAGUCGUCUCAGAGGCAUUUGCAGUAACCAACGUAGUGAAGCAGGGAUACGUCCUGGCGCCCGCCCUCUUCAGUCUUAUGUUUUCUGCCAUGCUAAUGGACGCCUAUUGUGACGAACGCCCCGAGAUCCGCAUCGUCUACAGGAAGGAAGGCCACCUCCUCAAUCAACGGAGGAUGCACUUCCAGUCACAUGUCUCCACAACCACCGUCCACGAACUUCUGUUCGCCGAUGACUGUGCCCUCAAUGCAACUGCUGAAAGAGACAUGCAAAGGAGCAUGAAACUCUUCUCCGCCGCCUGA